UGGCUGAAAUAUUUAGCAAACGCGCGCUAAUGUUACAUCCUCAGAGUUACAUCUUUCAAAGCUUUCCAAGGUUUCUUUGUGUGAUUUGAGUGAUUUGUGAGAAAUUGUUCAUGUUUUUUAUUUAUAAGUGAUCACUCAUCAGCUAUCAACCAUUGAAUUACAGAUUAUAGAAAGAGGAAAGAGACUUUCGAAGCCUCCUAACCAUUGUGAAUUUGAGUGCAUACAGAGAAUUUUUACAGCCUGUGAGGUACUUUGCAAAGAACAACUUCAUUGUGAGUAUUGAUUAUUAACCAAUAAAAUGCCUGGAAUGUACUGUGCUGUUUAUGGCCUAUUCCAAAACUGCAGGUGCUGGUAUUAUUUUUCAUAGCUUUCCUGGUUUUGUUACCAUCAGACAAGAAUGGAUAACCAGAUGUAGCAGUAAAACAACGUUCAAUCCAGAUUCAAGUAGGAUGUGUUCUUGUUAUUUCACAAUAGGAGAUUAUGAAAGAGACUUGAAAAAUGAAUUAUUAGGUUCACCCUUGAAGAGGAUUUUGAAAAAAACUGCGAUUUCCACACUGGAACUGGCAGAAAUUCAAGAAAACUAUGAUGCAGGGCAGACACAAGACCAUUCAGAAAAAUUAUUGGAAGUAGUCUGAAAUGAUACUGGCCAAGAACAAAUACAUCAAGUCCAUUUAAGUCCAAUCAUCAUCAAAUGUGAACAGAAUUUCAUCAACUUUAUACUAUCUAGGUUAUAGACAAUUUGGGGAAAAGUACAAGAA
This is a messenger RNA of Phaedon cochleariae (mustard beetle), 758 nucleotides long. The record is from the annotation of a GenBank genome assembly. NCBI's taxonomy places the organism in Eukaryota, Metazoa, Arthropoda, Insecta, Coleoptera, Chrysomelidae.